Messenger RNA from Habropoda laboriosa, 2251 nucleotides. RefSeq names its product heterogeneous nuclear ribonucleoprotein R (gene Syp). Gene Ontology annotation, cellular component: ribonucleoprotein complex; nucleus. The transcript has 13 exons. Gene Ontology annotation, molecular function: mRNA binding. Lineage: Eukaryota; Metazoa; Arthropoda; Insecta; Hymenoptera; Apidae. The record is from RefSeq and is a predicted model, not a curated record. The coding region runs from base 166 to 2169 and encodes 667 amino acids.
UGAAGCAAAAUACAUACAAGUUUCUAUUUGUGUUAAAAUUGGUGAUAUUCGUAAUAUGAAUUUCGUAUCAGUUAUAAACUUGUGAUUGUUUUGUGUCGCAUCUGGUGCUUCGUUUUACAAUUUGUUCAAAAUUAAUACUGUGAAGAUUAAAAAUUUCAUACAGCUAUGGCAGAAGGGAAUGGAGAAAUAAAAAUGGAAGAGAAACAAUCUAAAGAGGAAAUGGAAUAUGUAGAAAGGACAGAAGAUUUUUCAAAAUUAAUCCAGUAUGGGUUAGAUGAAAAAGUAGCUGCAAAACUGGAUGAAAUUUAUAAAACAGGAAAAUUAGCUCACGUGGAUUUGGAUGAAAGAGCGUUAGAUGCUUUAAAGGAAUUUCCUGUUGAUGGUGCAUUAAAUGUACUCAUACAGUUUCUUGAAUCUAAUUUAGAGCAUGUAUCAAAUAAAUCUGCGUACCUUUGUGGUGUAAUGAAAACCUAUAGGCAGAAAAGUCGAGCUGGACAAGGCACUGGUACCAGUACUACUCCAAAAGCACCAGACGAGGACAAAAUAAAAAUGAUUCUUGAACGAACUGGAUAUCCUUUAGAUGUAACAACAGGACAAAGAAAAUAUGGAGGACCUCCUCCAAAUUGGGAAGGUCCCACACCAGGAACUGGUUGCGAGGUUUUUUGUGGUAAAAUUCCAAAAGAUAUGUACGAAGAUGAGUUAAUUCCCUUAUUUGAAAAAUGUGGAAAAAUUUGGGAUUUAAGAUUAAUGAUGGAUCCAAUGGCAGGUUGCAACAGAGGAUAUGCAUUUAUCACUUUUACUAAUAGGGAAGCAGCACAGCAAGCUGUUAGAGAGCUCGAUAAUCACGAAAUAAAACCCGGCCAGAAUCUGAAAGUAAACAUUAGCGUUCCUAAUCUACGACUUUUCGUGGGGAACAUACCAAAGACAAAAGGCAAAGAGGAGAUCUUGGAGGAAUUUGGUAAAUUAACAGCUGGCCUGACUGAGGUGAUUAUCUACAGUUCCCCGGAUGAUAAGAAGAAAAAUAGAGGUUUUUGCUUCUUAGAGUAUGAAUCUCAUAAAGCUGCUUCCUUAGCAAAACGAAGACUAGGUACUGGUCGCAUCAAGGUAUGGGGCUGUGAUAUCAUAGUUGAUUGGGCUGAUCCUCAAGAGGAGCCUGAUGAACAAACUAUGUCUAAAGUACGUGUGUUGUACGUAAAGAAUUUGACGCAAGAUUGUUCCGAAGAGAAAUUGAAAGAAAGUUUCGAGGAAUAUGGUAACAUCGAAAGAGUGAAAAAGAUCAAAGACUAUGCGUUUGUGCAUUUCGAAGAAAGAGACAAUGCCGUGAAGGCGAUGAACGAAUUGAACGGAAAGGAAAUCGGAGGUUCUCACAUUGAGGUAUCUCUCGCGAAACCACCAUCUGAUAAAAAGAAGAAAGAAGAGAUGCUUCGUGCGAGGGAACGAAGAAUGAUACAAAUGUUUCAUGGUCGUAGUGGGGGUUCUCCGUCGCAUCCGAGUAUGAUGGGAGCACCGAUGCCAGUUCGUGGUCCUGGCCAAGGUCCCCGAGGUACCGGUGCAGGUAUGCGAGGACAGAUGGGACGAGGUGACUAUGCUCUCAUGGAAAUAGAUUAUGAUUACGACUAUUACGGUUAUGGGGAUUAUCGAGGUGGCUACAGUGAUCCAUAUUACGAUGACUAUUAUCGAUACGAAGAUUACUAUUUCGAUUACGCGCCGCCUCCGCCACCUGCCAGAGGGAGAGGCAGGCAGCCUCAACCGGCUGGACGUGGCCGUGGAGUAGUGCCGCGUGGCAGAGUCGGUGGGCCGCAAGUACGUGGGCCAGUCAGGGGGGGACGCAACCCCGCAACUUCAGGGCCCCGUGGGGUCCAGCGGCUGUCCGCUCGUGGGGGGGCCCGCGCCAAGGGAAGUUUACCAGGUGAGGAUGCAGGUAAACGAAAAUUUGACGGGGGUCACCAGAACCAGGGGGAAUCUAAGCGUCGCUUCCAGAGCAACUGGGGAAACCAACCCCUCGCCCAACAACCACUGGGCAAUGCGUACGGAUUGGCGAGUGUGAACGGUGGCAGUGGUGGUGGUGGCGGCGGAGACAUGGGAUUUGGAGGUAGGACCGCCACGCUCGGCGGUGUUUCCAGCGACGAUCACGAAUGGUACCAAGACUCCUACCAAUCGUGGAGCUAACUUCUGCAAGUCUGUGAGUGAACACGCACGCAAGCAAGCACGCACGUAAGCACGCACGCACGCACGACGAACGAAUUCAUGA